CUAUUCUCCCCCUCUCUAUCUAAUCUUCCUUGGUCAACAAGCUUCAAACACAACACUCAAAAUAAUGCCACUUCCAUCUAUCAUCCUCUCCCUGCUGGUGAUCUUCUCAACUAUCUCUUGUACACACUCCAAAGAAGCUCGACUUAGUGUUUUCCCAAAAAAACUAAGGUACACAUUUGAUGGGGAGAAAUUGCACGACAACUUUGCGGACUUGGGUAUCGAAAUUUUCUUCUUUGAACAAACCCUUGACCACUUCACCUACACUCCGGGAAGUUACAAGAAGUUCCGACAAAGAUAUGCCGUCAAUUCCAAGUAUUGGGAAGGUGGAAAAUCCAAUGCACCUAUCCUAGCUUAUCUUGGAGCAGAAUCUUCUUUGGACUAUGAUUUGAGAGGUCUUGGCUUCCUCAAAGAUAAUGCUCCUCAUUUCAAAGCCCUCAUGGUCUACAUAGAGCAUAGGUUUUACGGAGAAACUAUGCCAUUUGGGUCGGCGGAUGAAGCUUUGAAGAACGCCAAAACCUUGGGAUAUUUAAACGCCGCUCAAGCCCUUGCCGAUUAUGCUGGAAUUCUUCUGCACAUUAAGGAGGCAUACUCAGCUAAACACAGUCCGGUAAUAGUUAUUGGAGGGUCCUAUGGCGGAACUCAAUACAACAACAAUCCGGAUUCGGUUGCCAGCUUGUGCGAGGCUAUUAACACCAGCCCACCAAACCCUAAGAGUGAUCUACUAGACCAGAUCUUCGCAGGUGUGGUUGCUUCUAUGGGUAAUAUUUCUUGUUAUGGUAUGUCGUCGGAUCAGAUCACAAAUGACGUCAGGGCAUGGACAUGGCAGAGUUGCAGCGAAAUGGUUAUGCCCAUAGGAUAUGAGAAAGAAGAUACUAUGUUCCAACCGAAACCUUUCAAUAUGAGCAGUUUUACUAAAAACUGCGAAUCACAUUACGGUGUCUCACCUCGUCCGCAUUGGGUCACGGCAUACUUCGGUUCUCAGCGUAUUGGAGGAUAUCUCAGACACGGUUGUUGCCAUCACGACAAGAGAGGGCUCUCAUUGUCAGGACAUUGUCUUGAAGAGCAAGGAGGACCCGGAGUGGCUGGUGAUGCAAAGAGAGAAAGAAGUUAAAGUAAUUGAUUCUUGGAUUUCAACUUAUCAAAAAGAUCUUAACAUAUCUAGUUAAAGUUCUUUGGUUGUAAUAUGAUAAAAAAAAACAUAUGUGAAUCAAAAUUGGCUGUAAUAUAAUUAACGUAUCGUA
Messenger RNA from Arabidopsis arenosa, 1241 nucleotides. NCBI's taxonomy places the organism in Eukaryota, Viridiplantae, Streptophyta, Magnoliopsida, Brassicales, Brassicaceae. The record is from the annotation of a GenBank genome assembly.